Aspergillus nidulans FGSC A4 is the source of this 1828-nucleotide messenger RNA. Its product is annotated as rRNA 2'-O-methyltransferase fibrillarin-like protein. The transcript is spliced from 5 exons. Bases 93 to 1787 code for a protein of 564 amino acids. The record is from RefSeq and is a predicted model, not a curated record. Gene Ontology annotation, biological process: chromatin remodeling. NCBI's taxonomy places the organism in Eukaryota, Fungi, Ascomycota, Eurotiomycetes, Eurotiales, Aspergillaceae.
GAUUCUCGCUCAUUUCAAACUUCAGACUGGACAUUAAAACGUGCUCAGCCUUUACAAAAUCCAUCCUACAGCGCUACCAUGCCCCUCGAGCAAUGAUCAAGAGGUCUGCCAAGUCAGUUAUCGCUGAAAGCUACGCAAUGGCGCGCGGAGCACCAAAUGGGUCUCUCCUGGACCAUCAAUCUUUAUCGCGGACUAUUACAGGAUUGCGGCGAUGGUCUAUCAUUAACAGAGAGUUGCCGGCUACGCCACAGGUGAGGGCGAUUCACGUUUACGACUUCGACAACACAUUAUUCUUAAGUCCGCUUCCAAACCCACAGCUAUGGAACGGCCCGAGUAUCGGAUUUCUACAAGCCUACGAGAGCUUUGCGAAUGGAGGAUGGUGGCACGACCCGAAUCUUCUGUCUGCUACCGGUGACGGCAUAGAGAAGGAAGAGCCUCGCGCCUGGAAGGGUUGGUGGAACGAACGGAUUGUGCAAUUAGUGGAGCUGAGCAUGAAGCAGAAAGAUGCGCUUACGGUGCUCUUGACUGGCCGGUCUGAAGCCGGAUUUUCGGACAUCGUCAAGCGCAUUAUCGAUAGCAGGCAUCUCGAGUUUGAUAUCAUAUGCCUGAAGCCUGAGGUCGGGCCCAACGGCCAGCGGUUUCCAUCGACUAUGGAUUUCAAGCAGAAUUUCCUUUCAGAUGUUGUUCUCACCUAUACACAGGCCGACGAGAUUCGUGUCUACGAAGAUCGUCCAAAGCAUGUCAAGGGAUUUCGGGACUUCUUCGAGACGAUGAACCGGAACUUCCAGACCAUGAGCGGCCCUGAUUCACGAAAGCCAAUUAACGCAGAGGUUAUCCAGGUAGCUGAAGGGUCUGCGUACCUGUCCCCCGUAAUUGAAGCUGCCGAAGUGCAGCGAAUGAUCAACUCGCAUAACGUUGCUACCCGCAACCCGGCGCUGAAUGUGACCAAAUCGCCUUAUGGUCGGCUAAGCAUCAAGCGUACCACUUACUUCACUGGCUAUCUUAUCACAAAUACGGAUUCCGACCGCCUAAUCAGACAGAUCUUGAACCCGUUGCUGCCCCACGGGCUUUCUGACUCAAAUGACCUGAAGUAUAUGGCUAACAGUAUUUUGAUCACUCCACGGCCGGCGAGCCGGUCAAUUCUGGACAAAGUCGGUGGUAUCGGCAAAAAGCUGAGCUGGGUUGUUACCGGAACUGGCGUCUUUGAAAACAAAGUCUGGGCCGCCCGGCUGCAGCCAGUUCCUAGUACGGAAAAAUACCACACUGAGAACAGGGUUCCAUUUGUGGUUUUAGCAGUACGCAAAGGAGCUCGUCCUGUCGAUGCUUCAAAGAUUCAUAAUUGGCACCCCGUUCCCAGUGAUAAGGCUAUUGGCAUUGAGAGUGUGGUGGGCGAAAAGGUCGUCCUGCGCAUUGAAGAGGACGGUCAAGCCGAUGACCAGUUCAUGAACAGGUCUAGCAAGAGACGUAUCCAGCAGGAGCGGGACGAUGAUAUUCUCUACCCAGGUCAAAGUAACCCUGAAGGGCCACAGGGACGCCAGAACCACAAUCACCGCGGCAAUAACCGUCAUGCGCACGAUGAUGGGCAUCGUCGUGGAGGAUACCGCGGCCGUGGCCGUGGCGCCGGUCCGCGCGGCCGAGGAAAUUCCCGCGGAGGUGGCCGUGGUAGGACUCGCGGUCGUGAUACGGGCCAUCCGGCGUACUAUAAGUCCCUUGAUGACCAGUCUGGACAUGAAGCAAGUGGUGGCGGUUACGACGACAGACCAGGACAGAGUGUCAUGAACUAUUAGCUUCUCAAAUUGUAUUUGAAAUGUCAUAUUUGUCUCUUUGA